GACGAUAACACUGUAACAUCAGCAGAUUCGGGAGAGUACGAUUACAAAGUGUGGCAGGGGCAUAUGCUGCAGUGGGAUUGCCCAUUAUGCCAGCUACAUCCGUCCUUUGAUACCCGAGAGAUGUUACGGUUCCAUCUUCAAUGCGACCAUGCCGAGGUUCAAGUUUUGUGGAGAGGGAUCGAGCGGAAUGGCAAACAGACGUGGCAGAUUGUGCUCACCGUGUCGGAUAUAGAUGACGGUGAUUCAUCUGAAGAUGAGGAAGAUGAUGAAAGCGACUUGGAUAGCCAAGUUCCUGGACAGGUGCCUCUCAAAGAAGAAGACGAAGAGGACGAACUCGAUGAACUACUUUCAACUCCGUCGCGGACGCCACGUCCAACGCCGUCGUCAGCUGCGGAGGUGGAUGAGGUGGAUGAGGCACUGCGCAUGUCUGGUUCAAUCUCCGUCGCGUCUCCUCUGCCUAUGAUCCAGCCAGAAUUACUCUCUCCUGAACCCCCGGUGUUCAUUCCCAAGAAAUUCCGGGCAGAAUCGCCCACUCCAGCCACCGCCCCUCGAGCGCGAAGAAUUGUACAGCCAUCGAGAGGCUCGCUGCCAGAACGUUACCCGACUCCUCCCCCGCCUGACGAUCUGCUGGGCCCGUCCGCUCAGUACCCAUAUCUCCUGGAUGGGGCGAAUGCCGAGGAGUACUACUCUUGUAGGCCAGGUGGGUCACGAAUAUACGACCUUCUGAACGCAUUGUCGCUCGAGCCGUUCGGGGUGCUCUCGUGGGUUAUCGUGGAUAGGGAAGAAGAGCUCUUUGAGAUGGACGAUAUCCGGGAUGAGAACAAAGUGAUGAUGGCUCUUUGGAACAAAUGGAUCAUGCUAAACAGGACUGAGUUCAUCAUGGAACCUUACCGCGAUAGCAUCGUUAAGUUCGUCGAUCAAUACUGGCGAAUGAUCCACCGCGCUGCAGGGUGGGCCGCGCUCCGAUCUUUCCUCCUUAUGCUGGCUGCCAACAGGUUCCUCAAGGCGUCGGAGAUCGUCGAAAUUCUGAAACACUACGAAACUUACACGGGGAUGGAUCAGUGGUAUAAAGAUCAUGACGCUGAGGCGUGAACCAAGUUUGUACGGCCUGCU
Laetiporus sulphureus 93-53 is the source of this 1113-nucleotide messenger RNA. RefSeq lists its product as uncharacterized. The record is from RefSeq and is a predicted model, not a curated record. NCBI's taxonomy places the organism in Eukaryota, Fungi, Basidiomycota, Agaricomycetes, Polyporales, Laetiporaceae. Bases 64 to 1092 code for a protein of 342 amino acids. The transcript is spliced from 5 exons.